GGAAAUGAAAGAAAAAGUGACUAGUCCUGAGAAAGCUGGAGAAGCAAAAUUAAAAGCAAGGUACGCUCAUCCGGGACCAAAGCCUGGAGGUUCUGAUUGCUUAAGGAAACAAUUGCAGAAAGGACAAAAAUAUUUUGAUUCUGGGGAUUGCAACAUGGCAAAAGCAAAAAUGAAGAACAAGCAACUUUGUGCUGCAGCCCCGGAUAAAACAGAUAAAACGGAGAUUACUGGCGGUCAUACUCCCAUUCCACAGGAACUUUGUCAACAGAAAACCUCGCUUGUUGCUAGCAAGCUGGCUGGCUGA
Messenger RNA from Ochotona curzoniae (black-lipped pika), 304 nucleotides. RefSeq names its product cAMP-regulated phosphoprotein 19-like. Bases 5 to 304 code for a protein of 99 amino acids. The transcript has a single exon. Gene Ontology annotation, molecular function: protein phosphatase inhibitor activity. Gene Ontology annotation, cellular component: cytoplasm. The record is from RefSeq and is a predicted model, not a curated record. NCBI's taxonomy places the organism in Eukaryota, Metazoa, Chordata, Mammalia, Lagomorpha, Ochotonidae.